Ustilago hordei is the source of this 708-nucleotide messenger RNA. RefSeq lists its product as uncharacterized. The transcript has a single exon. The coding region runs from base 1 to 708 and encodes 235 amino acids. NCBI's taxonomy places the organism in Eukaryota, Fungi, Basidiomycota, Ustilaginomycetes, Ustilaginales, Ustilaginaceae. The record is from RefSeq and is a predicted model, not a curated record.
AUGGUCAUUGACAUUCGUUCUGGCAGAGCACAGGUCCAGGAUGUCUCCUUUCCCAUUUAUGAUACAAGGGGCAAGACCAUGUCUGCCAAGAAUGUCAGCCAAGCUCUCAUCAUUUGGCACACCUCCUCCAUACUGCCUCACUGCCACUUCUUCAUGCAAGUUUGCCACAGCUUGUUACAGGAUGUACAAUACACCAUCAACAGCUCACUCUGGACCUCUCCUGACAAAGCAGGGCCUCUAGUAGUCCCCUCCAUGAUUAUUGAUCACAACAACCUGGGCCUUUGGGUAGUAAAUUUUGGCCCAAAUUCGAUGGACAUCCAGAGUGACACCAGACUUGCUGAAGCAACACCACUAGCCCCUGAUGAUAUCGCUGCAUCCACAGGCUCAUUCUGUUUUGAUGAUGCAACAGCAGAUUCUGCCGAAGCUAUUGAGUGGUAUGCUCUGGUCUCUGACAUGACAUUGACAGGGGAGGCCCCUGUGGAGUUAAUCAAAAAUUCUGUGCAUCCCUUGCCAAACCUUUCCUCAAUCAAACCAAAUGAGAUUCAGAUAGCAGUAGAACCUUGGCCAAGCAUCACCAACCCUCAACUGCACCAAGCUUCUUUCUCCUCUCCCAAGUCCACUCCUUUCUCUAAUGCAUGCAAAAGAUCUUACUCCUUUGACAACUAUUGGCCCAGAGUCAGUUGUUUCCCAGUGUCAACCUCCACCUGA